Clupea harengus (Atlantic herring) is the source of this 3860-nucleotide messenger RNA. RefSeq names its product procollagen galactosyltransferase 2-like (gene colgalt2a). The transcript has 10 exons. Bases 1222 to 2646 code for a protein of 474 amino acids. The record is from RefSeq and is a predicted model, not a curated record. Lineage: Eukaryota; Metazoa; Chordata; Actinopteri; Clupeiformes; Clupeidae. Gene Ontology annotation, molecular function: procollagen galactosyltransferase activity.
GACCAAACAAUUCACAUGCGACAGUUUGUUUCCCUCAGUUUGGAUUCAGACUUUGUCGCAGACUGUGUCCACUGAUAAAUAGGAAAAUGUGUGGUGGAUUAAUGAUGUGCCUCAGAAAGAGACACUGUGAGUGAGAGAUCAGAGCAUAUCUGCACUGCCUGGCUAAAACACCCAGGGAAGUAAGAAAAGCAAACAGUGCUGUGGAGUGGGAAAGCAAUGAUAGGAGUCACAGCACAGUGCAGGAAUGCUGAAUGCUGUGGACUACGCAGGCAAAAGAGUGGUGAGAAUGAGGUAGUCACCAUUUGCUCAACUGGGUACAGUCUUUCAUAACGGCAGCAAGCCACAUCCACUGAUCUGAGAACAGUUAACCUUUACCUGUAACUGGUUCACGUACACCUCAGUUCCUCGACCCACAGCAUCCUGCACUGUACAGCCACACGUUAGAGCACCAUUUGGCCUAAGGGUACUGCAUUGGAUUGAAGAUAUAAGUUACUAAAACAUGGUGCUUUUCGCAGGUCGGCCACUGAUCACAGUGUGGACAAUACAACGGAAAUGCUACGGGACUGGCUGGGUGCAGUGGACAGCCUUUACCACUCGGUUGAGUUGAGGACCACAGAGGAGUCACGCCCUUUGUUUGGGGAGCAGGGGCCGAAGCACUGGGCUGACUCCAGGUACACCCAUGUGUUGCAGCUGAGGCAAGCAGCACUGAGGAGAGCCAGGGCUGUGUGGGCAGACUACAUACUGGUGAGAAGCCAGUAGUAAGACCUUCACCAGCUCCCGCUUAGCGAUGCUUUAUCUACAGGGCUUACACAGUACAGUUUAUUCUCAUCCUUAUUCUCAGUUGAGAUUCCUAUGUAUAGGACAUCAGUGACAUCAAACAGUCUGAAGAUAUACAGCCUACUUUCCUCUUUGAUUUUGAUUCCAGUUCAGUUUCAGUUUCUUUACGGUGACUGCAUAUGUUCUAAUACUUGACACUGUUUUUUUUUUUAUUUAUCUUUUGAUGCAAAGCCCCAUGUGUAUAUUUAUCUAAAGGUAUACCAUAUUACAUUUACAUUUACAUUUAGUCAUUUAGCAGACGCUUUUGUCCAAAGCAACGUACAAGGGAGAGAACAGUCAAGCUACGAGCAAUAGAGUAACAAUAAAUACUAUUUUACAUAAGAAAUAGAAAAAAGAAAUGGAAGUUCACAGUUCCUUUUGUGAAGGGACCAUCUGCCUGUGCACAUGCCUCUUUUGACAAAUGUGACCUUUUGUGUUGUUGCACAUGAAUCGGAAUCACACAUUGUCUUGCAGUUUGCAGACAGUGACAAUCUGCUGACAAAUCCAAAAGUGCUGACACUGCUUAUGGCUGAGAAUAAGACUCUGGUGGCACCCAUGCUGGAGUCCCGUACUCUUUAUGCCAAUUUCUGGUGUGGCAUGACACCCCAGGGUUAUUAUAAACGCACCCCUGAGUACAUACCCAUCAGAGACUGGAAGCGUUUGGGAUGUCAUGCCGUUCCCAUGGUGCACUCCACUUUCCUGCUGGACCUGCGUCGAAAUGCGAGCAGAGAUCUGGCCUUCUACCCAGUCCAUCACCUCUACCCCUGGAUUCUGGAUGAUAUAAUGGUCUUGUCUUUCUCAGCUAAGCAAGCAGGUGUGCAGAUGUUUGUGUGUAACAAAGAGCACUACGGGUACCUUCCUGUGCCCCUGAAGCCUGAUCAAAACCUGGAGGACGAAGUGGAGAGCUUUUCUUACAUAGUCUCUGAGGCUUUGAUUAAGCAUACUUUGGAACCAUCACAUUUCUUGCAUACCCCACUUAAGCAGAAAGACAAAAUGAUGUUUGAUGAGAUCUACCUCAUCAAUCUGAGACGCAGACUGGACCGGAGGCAGAGAAUGUUGAGCACGCUGGAUGUUCUGGGCCUUGAGGCUACACAGACUGAUGCAGUGGAUGGCAAAGCUCUGAACACUUCUCAGUUGCUGGAACUGGGCAUUGACAUGCUCCCCAAUUACAAAGACCCAUAUUCUGAACGUGUCCUGACAAGGGGAGAGAUUGGAUGUUUCCUCAGUCAUUACAACGUCUGGAAACAGAUGGUGGAGAAAGGACAGCAGCAAGUGCUUCUGCUGGAAGAUGAUGUGAGAUUCGUGACUCGCUUCAAGAGCCGCCUGAUCACCAUCAUGCAGGACGUAAAGGCUACUGGUCUUGACUGGGACCUCAUUUACGUGGGUCGGAAACGGUUGCAGUUGAAGGAGCCUGAGCGCUGGGUGGAGGGGGUAAAGAACCUGGUGCACCCAGACUAUUCCUACUGGACCCUGGGAUACGCCCUCUCUCUGCAAGGAGCCCGGAAGCUUCUCCAGGCAGAGCCAUUUGGCAAGAUGCUGCCAGUGGAUGAGUUUCUGCCCAUCAUGUUUGAUAAGCAUCCUAGAGAGGAGUACAUGGCCCACUUUGAGCGCAGAGAUCUUAAGGCCUUCUCCGUGGAGCCUCUGUUGCUUUUCCCCACGCAUUACACGGGCGAGCCAGGCUACACCAGUGACACAGAGACCUCCACCAUCUGGGACAAUGAGAACAUGAGCACUGACUGGGACCGGGAGAGUUCCCAAAAGAACUACGCCGGCACACACCCUCCUGUCUCAAGCCCACCCAGCAGCAGCAGUCAGCAGGAUGAACUGUGACCCAAAAAACAACUCUGACCCAUUUUCAAAAAUGAAAAAAAAAAGCCCAGAUGAAGACCAAAACACAUUUCAAGCGAAGGUGGAAAGCAGUCUGAACUACAUCUAUAAUCUCUUAAUCCUGCUACUACUGUUGGGAUCCACAGCACUGUUUUUACAUGCAAUUGCAAGUCGUAGCCUACUCACAUGGUUGAAGGCCCCACUUAACUGCUGCCUUAGAUUAGCUGAAGCAGGUGUGCUCAUAUGAUGAGGUACAGGGGGUUUUCCAAUUACAUGGUUUAGUGACCUGGGUAAAUUAACCCAGAACAAAGCCAUAGGGCUCUUCUUUUAGAAGGUUUCCCACUUACUCGGAGUUAACUUCCUCAGGUUUGUCACUAAACCACAUCAUUGGAAUGCCCCCCAGGUCUAAAACGAGAGGUGCUGUGGAUCCAUAGGGGGCAGGAUUGAGAAAGACUGAUGGGAGCUAGUCUGAUAAAUUGCUCAAAUCCCUGCAUUUUUUUAAGUUUGCCGACAGUUUCACACAAACUGCACUACUCACUGACUACUGAGGAAAAUGUAAUGUGACAAAUUACACUUGACAAAUUAAAACGAUGACGUCCUGUGAGAACGAUAAACAGAGGUCUUGUAAUUUGGAGAUUAAAAUAAUGUUCUUUGUGCUGAAUAAAAUCCUCAUGUUCAUGUUAUAAAUUACACUCCUCAUCAAAGCACUGUCUCAUAGUUUAAUUGUAAUAUGCAUCUCUCUGGUGCUACACCCUGUUACUUGACACCUGCCUAUUUAUGAAGAACCAUGGGCUUGGGGUCUGGAUCCAUCGAUGGACUGAUGUCAAAUUAAGUAACAAGAUGCUUGAAAACACAUAGCAACAUCCAUGUAGUCAGUCUAAAAUGACAAAAGACUGUGCUGGAAGCCUGACUAAAGCUUAGAAGGCCAUUCAAAGGCCAUACCUGCUGACAAGGUUUGGUUUGGGGAACUGAGAAUAACAAGCUGAAUACAUUCACCAUCCAUAGCUAAUCCUGGAGGAUGUGAUUGCUAGAAACAAGAAAUAACCUAUGACAAAAUAACACACAAUACAGUUGACAUUUUGAAUUGAAUCUUAAUAUUUUUAUUUAUUAUUUAAAAAGCACUGGCAGUUUUGUUUGAGGCAAAAAAAUCGAUUAUUAGUACUGUUUGAUACCACAACAUAAGCUAUUAAAAAAAAUACUUAAAAUCACACAAAUAA